This is a messenger RNA of Meleagris gallopavo (turkey), 7577 nucleotides long. RefSeq names its product family with sequence similarity 53 member B (gene FAM53B). Gene Ontology annotation, biological process: positive regulation of canonical Wnt signaling pathway; protein import into nucleus. Gene Ontology annotation, cellular component: nucleus. Lineage: Eukaryota; Metazoa; Chordata; Aves; Galliformes; Phasianidae. The record is from RefSeq and is a predicted model, not a curated record.
GCGGGGUGCCGGGCCUCGGGGUGGGAGCCGUGCGUGCGCCGCUGACGCUUGGCAGCGCGGCCACCCCCGAGGAAAUGCGCCGAGACCAAAGUGAGCGUAAUUGGUUAUGAAACAGACGGACCGAACUGCGGUUCGUAACCGCCGGCGGAUGCGCCCGCUUUCCUUAUCCAUCCCCGAAGCGCCCUCGGACAGGUUCAAACUACCCGCGGGCUGCCCGGGUAACAUCGAGCCGGGAGCGUCCCGGCAUCCCGACCCCCAGCACCGACGCGCUGAGCCGCGGCGCCGCUCCGCCACGCCGAACCCCGUCUGAGUCGGGCUGGGAAAGUCACGUCCAGGCUGCGUUCCCUCCGGAUGCAGAGUGGGGAGGGUCGGGUCGGGGCAAAGAGCUGCAGCGGGGGCUCAGCCUGCGCCGUCCGAAGCGUUGCUUUGCACGUAAACCCGGGGUGAAUCCGUGAAGAGCAUCUGUGGGUGAGAUCGGGGCUGUACGCGGCGGUCGUGCAGACUGUGGCACAGAUCCAGCGCUGAUUGAGGGUUGAUUUUCAAGUAUGGAUACGUGAGCAAGUAAGUGUGUGCGUGUGUAAAUAUGUAGAUAGGUAAAUGUAGUGAUGGGAUUUAUGUUCCUCUUCGUUUUUCUUUCUAGUAAUAUUGGGUUUGGCUUUUUUUUCUUGCUCGUUGAUGUGAUUUCUUCUUUACUUGCAAAGUCUCAGCUGAAGGAGAGGACACCCCAGGCUGAGAAGCGCAGGGUUGGUGUGUUCCUUCUCUCCACCCCCCCAAAUUGCAGGGCUGGCAGGAGCUGGAGGCGCUCCUAAUGAGUGCUAAUUGGCAGCAGAGCAGAGAUGCUUGCAGCCUUGGAAAAGCCCAGCCCACCAGAGGAGGGGGUUUUCCAUCACGACGGUCUAGAAGCUCCUUUGGUGGGGUCUAACAGCCCAUGGAACCCUCCCCAGCACCCAGCUGUGCAGGCAGGAGGGAAGCCCUGCCCCAGUCCCCCCACAUUCAGGUGAAUUCCAGCCUAGGCAGUGAGUGGUGAUUGCAAACUGCUUAUUAGCAGGGGUACGAAGUGACCUGUGCAUUACAAGUACUGCAAGUGGAGAGAUGCUAUCAGGUGUUGCAGGGCGACACCUAAUCCCCUCCUCUGGUGCCAUUUUUCACCCUUUUCCUCCAUCCCCCGAUGCUCUCCGUGUUCCCAGACCCAUGGUGUUCUGCUGGUGGUGAUGGGGUACAGCCCUGUGCCUUCACUGCCUUGUUGGGGUUUGUGCUGCUUGACCCCGGAGCUCUGGCUCUGUGCUCUGUCAGUCUGCUGUGUUUAUGAGAAAGGACUUUGCUUUUCCAAGGUCACUCUCCAAGCCUGCAGUCUGCUGGUGCCUGGCCGUUUGCUCAGCCAGCAGUGCAGAACGUGGCUCUGGGGCAGUGACCAGAGGUCCCCAGGCUGUUUUGUUUCUCCACGUGUGAUGGGUUGGCUGCCUUUGGAGAGACCCACUUCCCCAGCCAGGGCUUGUUCUGCUGAUGCAGGCUCUGAUAACACAGGCUGGGGACACGUAAACCUUCCAUCUUCAACCUGUAUUGAAAACUGAAGAGUAGUGGCAUGUAUUAAUUGACACGUGGAAUUGCUCUUGGCUUUGGGGAUCUGAUCCAUGACUUGUGAAGCCUCUAAUAUUUGAUAGGCUGGAUUCCCGUGGUGCCAUAUAGAGUCAUUAAGGUUAGAAAAGCCUUCAGAGAUCCCUAAGCCCAACACAUCCCACCAUGCCCACUGCCCACAUCACUCAGUGCCAGGUGCCCACAGUUCUAGAACACCUCCAGGAAUGGAUAUGCAAAAUGAGUAAGAUUUGGUGCGUUAGGAGUUUUGAUUGAAACUUGGUGAAGGAAGGCACUGAAUGGCACUGAACUUCUACGAGAGCCCCCAGACCUGUGCAGGUCCCUGGGCAGCAGGUGUGCUGGUACCUGUGCCUGUUUGAUUCCGUAAUUGAACGUUAGUUUAAGAAAUGGAUGAGUGAGUGCAAAAAAUGUGUUCUGGGAAAGGGUUUGGGUUGAGUUGGUUGACCUCCAACUCCAUUCCCUGGGCUGCAGCAUUCCCUGUGCUCAUGGGAUUUUGUGUUUAGCAGCCAAAGCUCAGGGCUCAGCCAUGCAGUAGGAGUGGGACCGGAGGGUUUGGCUCCGUGGCUGUUGCUCCUGCAUCCAUCCAGCUCCCAGGGUGUGUAAUGUGUAAACUGACAAACCGUGCUCCAGCAGCUGGAAAACCUGCUGUGAGCCAGCUCCAGAAUGGAGCAAAAGUCCUAAGCGGGAAGGUGACUUUAGAAGUGGAUGUGAUGGGGUUGGUGUUUGUCUGCUAACCUUCGUGUCGCUGCACACAGCCUCGUGGUGUGCUGGGGAAUAGUUGUGCACACCAUGAGAUGACUUCAGGAAUGUGUUCCUGAUCCUAUUGUGGCAUGCUUUUUAUGUCCCAGCCAUUACAAGUGAAUAUCAUGUAAUAUUUUUGAAGGGACGUGAUUUAAUUCUAUCAAAUAGAUGCCGAAAGCUAUCAUCACGUGGAAUAUCCAUUACAAUUAUGAAGAUACAGAGAGCAUUACAAGUAUCCACAUAUGGUUUUUGUAGCUUCUCUGCUAGUUCAGAGAAAAGAUUAUCUCUUUAUUGGCCCAUCAGUCGUGUUAUGAUGGAAGUUCAGUGCUGCUGCUGGUGCUUCUCAGGGUGAAAGCAUCGUGGUUAAUGAAGAUUUGCAGCUCCCAAUGGCUUCGUUUGGGCACCGAGGCACCCAAGCUCCCACUUCCACGUGGAUUGUGCUGUUGGUAGAAAGCUGCCUUUGCCCUGCAGGUCUUACAUGAAUCGUGGGCUUUGGGAAGGGGUCGGGAAGGGCCGCUUUGUGCCAUUCCUCCCCACGGUUGGGAUGAGUCAAACACUGCAAGCUUUGCUGGAAGUCCCCAGCUCUUUGUGGGGCUGCUGACGCCAUGGGAGCUGUGGUGUGGCCCCAUGGAGGCUGGAGGUGUAAAUUAUUUGGAGCCAGUGUUUAAGAAAGCUCUAUAUUUAGUGCCUGCUGCUUAACAUCAGCCUGGCUUACUGCUGGCAACAGGCGCAGCCAUCGCUCUGCUCCCUCCUGCAUACAGCACUAAAAUAUCCAUUGAUUGUCCCUUUUCUGCAUCAUUACUGAUGUCCCUCCUGCUGUGAGGGAGACAUUUUAUUAUUCCCAUUGUUUAAACCUCCUGUCUUUUAUUUUCUAUCUCUCUGCUAACCCCUGAUUUGUUUCUUUGUGCACUUCUGCUCCUGUUUCUGUUUAUCCAACUGCCGAUGCCAGAAGGAGCAUCUUUCCCAAAAAAAGGAGAGCAGAGGAAGGGGUGAAGAAGAGGGGUUACCACGGAAGGUUUGAAAGUGUGAAAAAACAUCACCCAAAAGACAGACUUAACACUGAAUUGCAGUCCUGUGCAUUCGAAGGUGGUGUUGUGAUGCUGGGGACUGUGCCACAGUUUCCAUGUUCCAGGAGCCAUUAGUCCCUUUGCUCAGGAGUGUAGCAGUGUCCAUUUCUCCAUGAGAUGCUCCAUUUGUACCAGGCAACCAUUGCCAUUUGUGUGCUGGCAAAACUCCUGGCCCAGUGCCUUCCUACCAGCCAGGGAGCCAACGUGGGAUGCUGUCGGUCCCCAUCGUGGCAUUUGGGGAGGGGGCUGUGCGGUCCCUGCUGCUCUGGUCCUUGGGGCACAGGGGCAUUGCCUUUCCCCCUGAUUUAUGCCUGCAGGAUGGGAGGAAAGGGGAUGUGUGGAGAGUGUCCAGCUGCUGGAGACUCUGGGAGGAAAAAUGAAUGUAUAUUUUUUCCUUUACUGCACAUUCAUGCUGUCGUAAAUGACUUGGCACCUGGUGGGAAGGGAGUUGCACCCGUCCCGUUGGCUGGCGUUGGUGCCAGCUCAAACACCGCCAGACGUGGCUUUCAUUUCCAUUUGCUGCUGGGCCAUUUUUCCUAUUUGCUCAGAGACAGACAGAGGGAUUGGGGUUUCUGUAGUGCCAGCAGCAGUGGGGAGCAUCCCACCCCGCGCCCCCAGGAUCACAGCAUCCCACCCCAUCCAGCAGGACUGUGCAGAGUCGGAGCUGCGCCAGGUUUGGGCUAUACGUGUUGCUGACACCUUAUGGGAACUGAACGUGUGUUGGAGUAACAGAUGGGUAUUAUUCCAGCUUUGUGAAUGUCUCCCUGAGAUAUUAAAAACACCGGCUGGACCCUAAGUCCCAGCUCUCAUGAAUGGCUCCCUGGAAGUGCUGUCGGGAGCAUUCAGGUGCUGCUUGGCUUUGAUGAAACGAGUAAAUGCCACGAGCGGGUGUUUGCUUUGCCUCCUUCCUCCUACAGAAAGGCUCCCUUUGAGGGAUGGCAAAGCAUCCAGCCCCCAUUCCCUAUCAGAAAACGUCACCAUCCUGCCUUUACAUUGGUUCUUAUGGGGCUCUGUGAUGAACACUCAGUGUCCCACACCAGUGCGGAUGCUCUGUGCCCAUGGCGAUGGCUGACCCCAGGAGAGCCCAGUCCUGCCCACAGAGGUUGUGGGUGCCCCGUCCCUUUUGAGGCCAGGUUGGAUUGGACUUGGGCAACCUGAUCCAGUACCUGAUUUAGUGGUUGGCAGCUAUGCCCACAGUGACGGGUUGGAGCUGGAUGAUCUUUGAGGUCCCUUCCAACCCAAGUCGUCCUAUGAUUCUCCCUUCUGGACACAGCAUUCAGAGGCUGCCGUGGGAUGCGCUCCCCAGAUCAGCUCCUUGGCAGCCCACGCACGUAGGAGCCGUCUUCUGCUAACAGAUUGUGGUGUAUUUAAUGAACCCGAGGAAAAACAAGGAAUCCGAAGGCUGCGGGGCAAUGCAAGUUUGCUGUUCGGUCUGCCAAAUUCAUGCUAAUUCAGACAACUCACAGAUGUUUGGCUCCCUGUGUGUUAAGGAGAUUUAUGUAAGAUGCAGGGCUGGGAAAUUCAUUCCCAGCGUGUCGGAGAGCCGAGCUGGCAGCGGCUGCACACGGGCAAAGGUUUCCUGUCCAUUUCCUUUGUCCAUUCCUUUCCACCAACUUUUCACUGCAACAUGUCCGUUGGUUGCUGGGAGGAUGGGUAAAAGUUCGUCUUCCAGAGCCAGCGAGCUCUGUGAAGGCUUUUUCCCAGCUGAGGAAUGAUGUCCCCUGAGAUAGGGAUGAUGAUCCAGUGGGGACCACAGUGAGGUGUGACCACAGCAGUGGCGUUGCUGGCCCUGUGGUUCUUUCUGCUUUAUGGGUUGGCCACAGGUGAUGCACGUUGUAGGCAGAGACUGCCAGCUGAAAGCAUUCCAAACCCCCAAAAUAUUGUCUGCCUAAUUGAAUUUUUUGGAAUAUCCUGAGCGAUCGUUUUUCUGCUGGAGGCUCUGUGGUCUUACAGCUUUUACUGGUAAGAAUGGAGUGGGAGGAGAAGAUCUCACAAAGUCUGGUUGUUCUCCCUCCAUCAUGGCGUGUACAUCCAGUAUCCCUGCUUUAAAUCCAGACACUUCCAUCACCCUGGUUAUUCAGGGACCACCAGCCUCAAUCAGAUCUCCGGCUCAGCCUUGGAAAAGGGAGAAAUCUGCCUUGCUAAUGGUACCCAAGUCUGACAAUGAUGCUGGAGUUCCAAGAUUCCCUGCAAGAUGCCCAAGCUCUCGCUAGCACUUGGCCGUGCCAUGGUUCUCUGGCUGCCACCAAUGCAUUGCUGUUGAUGUUGAAACCUGGGGGCUCUGGAGCAAGCAAGGCAGGGCUGGCUGAGAGCCUUGGAGGUUUGUCACCCUGGAGCUUUGACAUCCGGCUGUAAGUAGGUGGACGUCGUGCUGCAGAGGUAGGUAUUGAGAUGGGUUUAAAAUGGCCUGAAAUCAUUCACGUUUGAGAAGUGGGUCUGUAAAAAUGGCAUGGUGAGGCCCUGCUUACCAUCUCUGACACGGAGGUUUCAGGUUGGAUAUGGGAAAACGGUGUGAGAAAGAAACAUGAAGUGGUUUAUUUGUUUCUGUUUACUAGAGCAGUGUUCUCCAAGCAGUAAUUGAAAGUAAACCUAGGCUCUGCUGCCUUGUUCAGCAUCCCUGGUUGUUAAGGUUAACAGCUGAGGCAAUUCUCAGUUCAGCAAUUCCUUGACUUUUGGGAGCGUGGCCAACACUCACAGUAUCUCACAGACCAUUGCAAAUUCUUGUCAUAAAUCUCACAAUUGGAAAAAUACAGACAUCGAAAGGUGAGCUGGUUCUUCAGACUGGCAGGCUGGGCUGUGGUGCUGCUUCAGCUGCGCCUAUCCAGAGACCAUCGUUGCUCCAGCUCGCUGAGCUCGCUUGGAAAUACGCUCAGAAUAAGAAGCAAACCCCUAAUAAGCAAUUAGGCAAUGAUAGAAGGUUUUUCUCAAAGAGAACGUGCCAUUUUUACAGUCCUUUUUUCUGAUGAAAAUCAUCUUGGAAUACAAUCAUAGGAUGGCUUGGGUUGGAAGGGCCCUCAGAUAUCAUCCCAUUUCAGCCCUCUGCUUGGGCAGGGCUGCCAGCCCCUAAAUCAGACACAACUCAGGCUGCUCAGGGUCCCAUCCAACCUGGCCUAGGGCACCUCCAGAGUUGGGGCAUCCUUUAGAGGGUGUGUUGAAUGGCUCGCGUGGCACCAUGCAGAAUUAAUUGUUGGUGGUAUUUCCUACCAAGGUGGCUGGGACCUGGGGAUGGCUCCUCUUGCCAUUACUUGCUGUCAUGCAUGAGAUCCAUGCAGCAGACUGGACAGUGCGCAGUCGCUGCGUGCAUCCAGUUACCCCUCCGUGCCAGCAGUCCCCUAUUUCAUGUUUGCUCUUUGCAAUGACUAAUUUUGCUCUCUUCUCUUCCUUUUCAGUUGCCAGGGAGGAAAAGGCAAAGUCACAGCCAGCGCUGCUUUCUUCAAGCUGAGAUGUUGAGACAAAGCACCUCUGACCCUGUCCUGUCCUUUCUCUUCGUCCCCUUCCGCCGUUUGUUUGUGAGGGAGUCCUUCCCCUGCCACUCCUAUUCCGGAGCCGCCGGCCGCAGCCCCCGCUGCUCUCAGCCCUUCUGAGGGAAAAUGCACUGAAAUGGGAGCUUGGCCAGAGCAUGGCUGACAGCGACCUUUGCCUGGACUCUGAUGGACUCCAACGCAGGACUGCAUUACCAUGGUGAUGAUCUUAACCAAAACUCGGGAAAACAAAGGUGCUGACUCUGUAACAUGCAGGACUGAGCUGCACACUCCAAAGAUGAGUCAAGGACCUACCCUCUUCUCUUGUGGCAUUAUGGAAAAUGACAGAUGGGGAGACCUCAGCAGGAAAUGUCCACUGCAGAUCGAGCAGCCGGGCACCAGCAUCUGGGACUGCCUGGCCGACAAGGGCGAGGAGGGCACGCUGUGGCCACGGGAAGCCACCAGCACCUGCUCGGUGACCAACCUCAUCAAAGAGCUCAGCCUCAGUGAUCCUCACAGCAACCCAUCGGCGCCGCCCAGCAAGCGCCAGUGCCGCUCGCUGUCUUUUUCGGAUGAAAUGUCCAGCUGUAGGACAUCAUGGAGACCUUUGGGCUCCAAGGUCUGGACGCCAGUUGAGAAGAGGCGGUGUUACAGCGGGGGGAGCGUCCAGCGCUACUCCAACGGCUCGGCCACCAUGCAGAGGAGCUCCAGCUUC